Molecule: messenger RNA, 720 nt
Organism: Ostrea edulis (European flat oyster)
Lineage: Eukaryota; Metazoa; Mollusca; Bivalvia; Ostreida; Ostreidae
Exons: 1
Coding region: 1-720 (239 amino acids)
Source: RefSeq, a predicted model, not a curated record
AUGAGUGGUAAAGAUAAAACCAUAAGACGUGUUGACAUACACGGGGCUGUACGGGACACUGUCACCACCACAUGUAAAACCAGGCCUAGUGACAUCACAGUGACCAGACAGGGAGAACUGGUAUACAGUGAUGGUCCCAAGAGAACUGUGAACAUUGUCAGACACGAGAGAAUAGAAACACUGAUAACUACAGCACAGGGCUGGCAUCCAGGUCAACUAUGCUGUACUAAGUCAGGGGGCAUUCUGGUCAGUGUGUGUACUACUGAUAAAAGCCAAUAUAAAAUUGUACAUUAUCAGGGACACGCAGUGAAACAGGAAAUAUAUAGAGAUGAAGAAGGAGAACCAAUCUAUAAUGGAGGGAAAUACCUGCUGUAUGUGGUGGAGAACAACAAUGGAGACAUCUGUGCCUCUGAUCGUAAUGCUUCCUCCAUGGUCGUGGUGGACAAGUCAGGAAGAGUUCGUUUCCGAUACGAUGGUACACCAGCCAGGAGGAGGAAGUCAUUUAAUCCUAAACACAUAGUGACAGACUCCAUGGGUCAGAUCAUUGUGGCAGAUAUGAACAAUGACUGUCUACACAUCCUGGAUCAGAACGGACAGUUCCUGAGAUGUGUGGACAAUUGUGGACUAGAUUAUCCUGAUGGACUGAGCGUGGACAGUAAGGGGAGGCUGUGGGUAGGGUUAUAUCAGUCAGAAGUGAAAGUGAUUCAGUACAUGAAAUAA